Arachis stenosperma is the source of this 1058-nucleotide messenger RNA. RefSeq names its product protein TORNADO 2. The record is from RefSeq and is a predicted model, not a curated record. The transcript has 2 exons. Lineage: Eukaryota; Viridiplantae; Streptophyta; Magnoliopsida; Fabales; Fabaceae. Gene Ontology annotation, cellular component: plasmodesma; plasma membrane. Gene Ontology annotation, biological process: auxin-activated signaling pathway. The coding region runs from base 52 to 861 and encodes 269 amino acids.
UCCAAUUUUAUUCACACUUGAAACCCACUCUUCCCAAAGAAGCAAAGGAAAAUGGCACUCAGCAACAAUGUGAUCGGAGGCAUAAACCUAGUGGCGGUGAUACUCUCAAUCCCCAUAAUCGGCGCCGGCAUAUGGCUAACAAACGAGCCAGCAGACUCGUGCGUCAAGUUCCUCCAAUGGCCGGUCAUAAUCCUCGGCAUUCUCGUGCUUGUGGUGGCUCUGGCGGGUCUGGUCGGAGCCUUCUUCAGGAUCCCCUGCCUCCUUAUAUCGUACCUUGUAGCCAUGCUCGUGCUCAUAGUGUUGCUGGUCAUCAUGGUGGUGUUUGUGUACAUGGUCACCAUUCGUGGCCAUGGAGUGAUAGAACCCAACCGUGCUUACUUGGAGUACCAUCUGGACGAUUUCUCUUCGUUCCUAAGAAGACGGGUGAGAAGCUCCUUCAAAUGGGACCAGAUCAGAGCCUGUCUUAGCUCCAGUAACAUGUGUGCCGACCUCAAUCAGAGAUUCCGAAUGCCUCAGGAUUUCUUCAACGCACAUCUUACACCAAUGCAGUCAGGGUGUUGUAAGCCCCCAACACUAUGUGGGUACACGUUUGUGAAUCCAACGUAUUGGAUAAGCCCGAUAAACAGUGCGGAGGACAUGGAUUGCCUUCAGUGGAGCAACGACCAAACACAACUUUGCUAUGCGUGUGACUCCUGCAAGGCUGGUUUGUUGGCUCAUCUCAGGAAAGAAUGGAAGAGGGCCAAUGUCAUUUUGAUCAUCACCAUCGUUGCAUUAAUCAUCAUAUAUUUGGUUGGCUUUUGUGCUUUUAGAAAUGCUAACACUGAGGAUCUCUUCCGCAGAUACAAACAAGGCUAUACUUAGAACAUCAUGUUACUAUUUACUCUUUCUAUUAGUUGCUAGCAUUUGUGUUGAUUCCAACUUAGAGAGAAAACUGAUGCUUUCAAAGGGCUCGGGUAGAUUUGUGGAGAGCACCGAAAGCUUCAUGUCUCGGGAUUCCCAAUAUGUCUAUCAUUAUUAGCAAGUAACUUUUAAUGGAGCUUUUUCACGUGUUGUCCUAA